AUGGCUUCUAAUGUUAAAGCAUCAACUGCUCUUGUUCUUUCUCUUAACCUUUUUUUCUUUGCUUUUGUAAGCUCUCACAAUGUCGAAAACCCCGUUUAUAUUCACCCCGGAGAUGUGUACCAUAAUGGCAGAAUCACUCAUGGUCAUCCCGGUACAUGCAAUCCCCUAAAUCUCGGUGUAUGCGUUGGCCUGUUGGGUUUGGUGGAUGUUAAUCUCGGAAACGUACCUACAGAACCAUGUUGCAGCGUGAUUGAAGGAUUAGUCGAUCUUGAAGCUGCAGUUUGCCUUUGCACUGCUGUCAGAGCCAAUGUGUUGGACAUUCCCAUCGACCUUCCUAUUUCAUUGAGCCUCUUACUCAAUAAAUGUGGAAGAGAAGUAGCUACGGAAUACAUUUGCAGCCCUUAA
Gossypium arboreum is the source of this 405-nucleotide messenger RNA. RefSeq names its product putative lipid-binding protein AIR1. The transcript has a single exon. The record is from RefSeq and is a predicted model, not a curated record. Bases 1 to 405 code for a protein of 134 amino acids. NCBI's taxonomy places the organism in Eukaryota, Viridiplantae, Streptophyta, Magnoliopsida, Malvales, Malvaceae.